AUGCCAUCCACGAACCCGGUGAGCGAUCAAUUCGCCAUUCUUCCCAUUCGCAUGCCCGCCGUUCCCUCCUUCCCAACCACGGCAGUGCACGAGAUCAGGAUACGACGAAACUCCCCCAACGUCCCCACGCCGGACGACUCCCGCAGCCUUUUUCUCAAGAAUGUGCCUGCCGACAGCACAGAGGCCCACUUCAGAGCCGUCUUCACCGCUCUUGUCGGCGCAGGCAGGUUCGAGACGAUCAAAUUCGACGACGAGACGACUACGGCCCUUGCAGUCGACCCAGCGCACGCCGUCAAUGUAACGGUUUUGGCGCGAAAGCGGAAGAGGGCAGACUUGGAAGCGGAGGAAUUGGCUCGCGAGGAGGAGGCGGCGCGGCUCCCUGAAAUCUGGACCCGCCGGUUACAUCGAAGCAGCGGCACCGCCGUCGCGCUGCUUGCCGACGAGAAGAGCGUGCAGCUCGUUCUCAAGGCCAUCGCCAAGCUCCAGAAGACGAAGAAAUACCCUGUCUGGGGCGACAACGUUGGAGACGACGUGCCUCCGCUGGGGCCUGCGUGGGUAUCGUCUCACCUGCAGCUAUGUCGCGUCGACAAGGCGGUCACGCAAAAGGCAGUGCACGCAUUCUUCAACGCAUUCAACCGCAAGGAGAAGGAGGCCGCCGAAAUGGCCAAGAGGCUACGCAACGAACCGGAUGAGGAUGGCUUUGUCACUGUGACGCGCGGCGGCCGCACUGCGCCGGCGAGCAGAACGGAGGCCGAGGAGGCUAAGCAGAAGAUGGUCGACAAGCAGCAGAAGAAGAAGGCCGAGAUGAAGGACUUUUACAGGUUCCAGCUGCGGGAGAGGAGGAAGCAGGAGCAGGCUGCUCUGAUACGAAGAUUCGAGGAUGACAAGAGGAAAGUCAAUGCCAUGAAGGAGAAGAGGGGCAAGUUUAAGCCCGAGACGUGA
Molecule: messenger RNA, 942 nt
Organism: Purpureocillium takamizusanense
Lineage: Eukaryota; Fungi; Ascomycota; Sordariomycetes; Hypocreales; Ophiocordycipitaceae
Exons: 1
Coding region: 1-942 (313 amino acids)
Biological process (GO): ribosomal small subunit assembly; rRNA processing
Cellular component (GO): UTP-C complex; CURI complex
Source: RefSeq, a predicted model, not a curated record